This is a messenger RNA of Wyeomyia smithii (pitcher-plant mosquito), 870 nucleotides long. RefSeq names its product gastrula zinc finger protein XlCGF67.1-like. Gene Ontology annotation, cellular component: nucleus. The coding region runs from base 97 to 738 and encodes 213 amino acids. Gene Ontology annotation, molecular function: DNA-binding transcription factor activity, RNA polymerase II-specific; RNA polymerase II cis-regulatory region sequence-specific DNA binding. The record is from RefSeq and is a predicted model, not a curated record. Gene Ontology annotation, biological process: regulation of transcription by RNA polymerase II. NCBI's taxonomy places the organism in Eukaryota, Metazoa, Arthropoda, Insecta, Diptera, Culicidae. The transcript is spliced from 2 exons.
AUUAGCGGUUUUUUUCAUCGCUUAUCUCUCCCUCUGAGGAUCUCUAAUAAAAACUUCAAUCUGAAAUCUGUGCUGAAUUUAGUUUCCCAGAUAGCAAUGACCAGUAAUUUACCUGUUCAAGAAAUUUGCAAUGAAAUGUCCAUUGAUAGCAUAGGAGGGAGUGAGGAGAUUCCACCUUACCAGUCAGAGCUUGACAGUGAGCGAUCGGUCCCGCCAGUAGACAGCCAGGAGGUUCUGAUAAGUGAUCUAUUUGUGGGGUCCAUGCCGGACCCCAGCCAGCUGGUUGGUCCCAAUGAAGCCAACUGCAGCUUAGUCUGUGAUACCUGUUCCAAACGUUUCAAUGAGUGGAGAAAACUCCAACGGCAUCUGGACUGCCACAGGCAGCAGAAGCUCAAAUGCGAACACUGCGGCACAUUUCUGAAAUCACGUUCGACUUACGCAUCGCAUCUGCAGCGGCAUAAAAAUAUCGGAAGAUUUCAGUGUGACCACUGUGACAAGAAUUUUGCCGCUAGAAGAGACCUACAAACACAUCUCAAAGUGCACGAUGCGACGGCAGAACGGUUCUCCUGUGAUAUAUGUGGAAAGGAUUUCGGUCGCAUUUAUUCCCUACUUGAUCAUCGAAAGCUACACAAUGGAGCAACGGAUUUCUGUUGCGAAAAGUGCGGAAAAGAAUUUACUAAGCGGAGGCACUUACUACUGCAUGAGAGAACUCACUUGCUUGAGGAAGAGGGAUUUUAAUAUAAAAAACGUCUUUAGAUCAAUUAAAAUUACAAAAGUAAACUCUCUAAGUAAUCAUCAAACUCCUCUUCUCGAGAUUUUUCUUCCAAAUCGGGACCUGAGAGAAUUAAAUAUAGUAACUUUAGAAUAGAA